Liolophura sinensis is the source of this 4476-nucleotide messenger RNA. RefSeq names its product serrate RNA effector molecule homolog. Gene Ontology annotation, molecular function: nucleic acid binding. Gene Ontology annotation, cellular component: nuclear body. Gene Ontology annotation, biological process: primary miRNA processing; mRNA processing. The transcript is spliced from 22 exons. NCBI's taxonomy places the organism in Eukaryota, Metazoa, Mollusca, Polyplacophora, Chitonida, Chitonidae. The record is from RefSeq and is a predicted model, not a curated record. Bases 45 to 2840 code for a protein of 931 amino acids.
GCGGAAGGAAAUUAUCUUCGAGCUUUCAGACACCGUGACACAGGAUGGGGGACAGUGAUGAUGAGUACGAUAGAAGGAGGGGCAGAGAUAAAUUCCGUAGGGAGAGGAAUGAUUAUGACAGGAGAGAUGAUCGCAGACGAGAUGGCUGGGACAACGAUCGAUAUCGAAACACCUCCACUGCUAGGUCCCGCAAUACCUCUGGGCGCAAUCGUGAGGUCUGGAGCAGCAGAAGUCGAGAUCGUAGUAACCGGGAUCCGUACAGUCGAGACAGCUACGACUCACGGCGUCGAGAGCGCUACAGUCCAGGGAGCCCUCCUCAGAUGAAGAGGAUGAGACGCGACUGGGAUGAAGGGAACUACCAGCCUUACAAUGACAUGCCUUACGGUGGGGGCAGUGGAGGAGGGGGUGGAGGCCCCAUGCAUGGCCACGGAGGUCCUCCGCACCACUGGGGUCCGGGUCCUGAGAUGGGGGGUAUGAUGCCUCAGCAAGGACAGUUCGCAGGUCCUGGCGGACCAAACAGACAGGAAGUGGACUACCCCACACAGCCUCCCAUGCUCACCUUUAAACAGUUCCUCUCUCAGCAAGAUGACAACAUCGAUGACCAGGAAGCCAUUAAGAAAUACAAUGAAUAUAAGGUGGAUUUCCGUCGGCAGCAGAUUAACGAGUUUUUCCUGGCUCAUAAGGACGAGGAAUGGUUUAAGGCCAAGUAUCACCCGGAGGAGUGUGGAAAGAGACUGGACGAGUCGCGGCAGUGCCUGAAGAAGCGCCUGGCUGUGUUUGUGGAGCUUCUGACCACCCCAUACAUAGAGAACGUCACAGUAGACAUGGACAAAGGGCCAGAACUGGUCAAACUUUUGGACGCUGCCGUUCUGAAGAUGGAAGGAGGGACAGAGUUUGAUUUGAAGUCCCUGGAGGAGCCUGAUGUACCUGAAGAUGGGAAUCGCAGUCGAAAUAACUCCGAGUCCCAGCCCGCUGAGAAAAUGAGUCCCGAGAAAGACAGGAGACGAAAAGACAAAGAAAAAGCCCCCGAGAACAAAGAGGAAGAGGAGGCAUUGGCGGACGAUGGGGCUUCAGAGAACCCCAUGGAUCUGCCUAUGACCAAAGAACAAGAGGAUUUGCAGAAGGCUGCUCAGGAAUUCUCCAAGUCCCAGAAAUCCCCAGAGGAGGAGAAUGACCAACCUAUUGAGGGGGCAUUACCCACUGGCCAAAAAAGGAAGCGAAGCCGGGACAGAUCUCAGUACAGCUAUGAGAGCGGAUCAGAAUCAGAAAGUGGCUCAGAGUCAGAGCCUGAACCAGCGCCCCCUGGUAUGGAAGAGGAUAAGGGGUCAGGUAAAGCAGACAGCUCUGGUCACAACACGACAGGUACACCUGAGAAGCCCUCACCUGACCGUGGGGACACGGAGCAGAAACGAACACCCAAGAAGGAGGCUGAGAGGAAUGAUGAGAAGGACAUUGACACGACUGAGAAGGCUGACCCACGUCCCAGAGCUCUACACAAGACAAACUCCAUCUUCCUGAGGCACCUGGCUCCCUCCAUUACCAAGCAGGAAGUGGAAGCUAUGUGUAAGCGUUACCCGGGUUUCCUGCGAGUGGCGCUUCAGGACCCGUUACCUGAUCGACACUUCUUCAGACGAGGCUGGGUGACCUUUGAGAGAUCCGUGAACAUCAAGGACAUCUGCUGGAAUCUCAACAACAUCAGGCUGAGAGAUUGUGAGCUGAAUGCCACAGUGAACCGUGAGCUGAAGCAGAGGAUCCGGCCAGUCAGCUGGAUGACUGCUCACCGGACAGUGGUCAAGCAGGACAUCAAACACUUGGCAAAGAUCAUCCAGAACCUGGACGCCAAAUGGAGGCUAUGGGAGGAGCAAGAGGGAGAGAAGAAAGACAAAGAGAAGGAGGUGACGACAUACGGCCUGGUGUCACGAAACCCUGUCCUGAAGAACAUCACAGACUACCUGGUGGAUGAGGGUAGUUUUGAGGAAGAGGAGUACUUGGGACAGUCCGUGGACGAUGAACCUAAAGAAACUAAUCCAGAGUUAACACUGGAGCGAGAUGUUCACCUGAUCAAGGUUCUUGACCGGAUGAUAUUAUACUUGAGGAUUGUCCAUUCGGUGGAUUACUACAGCGCUACAGAGUUCCCGAAUGAAGACGAAAUGCCCAACAGGUGUGGGAUCAUGCACGCCCGUGGGACCACACCCUCGGCAAAACUCACACAGGCUGAUGUGACAGAGUGGAACCAGAACUUUGAGAAGAAGCUACGUACUUUCUUGGAGGUUAGUGACAAGGUCAAUGAAGAAGAGGCUGUCAGGCUGGGCAGGAAAGAUCCAAAUGCAGAAGUAGAGAAGUUUGUGACGGCCAACACACAAGAGCUGGCCAAAGACAAAUGGCUGUGUCCACUCAGUGGCAAGAAGUUCAAAGGCCCAGAGUUUGUGAGGAAGCACAUCUUCAACAAGCAUGCAGAGAAAAUAGAUGAAGUGAAGAAAGAGGUAUCAUUUUUCAACAACUACCUGUUAGACCCUAAGCGUCCCACCUUACCCGAGCACCCUGGUAACAAGCCCCAGGGAGGAGGGCGUGACCAGUUCAUUGGCCCUGGCAACUUCCAGGGACCUCCCCAGCAGAACAUGAUGGGCUACAACCAGCCUAGGCCACCAGUCAUGGGAUAUGGCAAUGGGCCCCCCAAUCAUUAUGGAAAUGCCCUUCCAAGGGGAGACAACUUCAGACAAGAUGGAGGCUUUAACCGACGAUCGGGUCAUCCUGGCAGGUCAUUUGGCCGUCGCUCAGAUCCCCGUGGCAUCAUUGAGUACAGGGACCUGGAUGCUCCUGAUGACAUGGACAUGUUUUGAAGAUGGUCCACAGUCCUUACAUUGCAAACAUUCAUGGAAUUUAUCAUGUUUGUCAAAAUGUUCUCGCGUCAUUUUUGUCAGAUAAUGUUUCCAUUCGCAUGUUUUGUCCCAUAUUUUUUUCUGUUUUGUUCUGUUUUCAUGCAUACAUUUUAAGAGGAGAUUUUGUGAGGCAAGAUAGACCAUCUUUUUAUCAUGAAUACCUUUCACUGUCUACCACCACACGGUGAGCCAAUCAAUGAUGAGUUUCUGUCGCAAUCUCACCACAUUAAAACAUGAGUGUCAGACGUAAUCUUCUUUAUUAUUUUUCCAUCAUGAGAAUUUUUUUAUGCAAUCUGCCACAUUCUUUCAGGAGUUUGUUGCAAUCAACCUAACACAAUUUAUCAUUGAUUUCUAUCAUAAUCUACAACCAUGACCACAUUGUGUCGUGAGUUUAUUGUCGUCUAUCAUAUACUGAGAUGAGCCUCUGUUGUAAUCCACUUCAUUCUACAUGUAUCAGUUCUUUGCCAUCUACAACAUUCUGAAAUGAAUUUUAGUCACAGUCUGCAAUAUAACUAUUCUGUCAUGAGAUUGUUUUCCAAACUGCCACAAUUUAUCAUUACUUUCAUAAUCUACCACCAUGACCAAACUGUGUCGUAAGUUUGUUGCCAUCUGCAACAUUCUGUCAUGAGUUUCUGUCACACUAUCCUGUCAACUGUCAUUAUCAGAUACAAGCACUGCCCUAGUUAGUGUUGUCAUGGAUUUGUUCUUCUUUCCUUAGCAUUGUCUGUAACUACCAUGGCAACGUAUGUCUUUAACAUUUGUUGCCAUGCAACAUAUGUGUUUAACAUGUGAUGCCUUGGUAGUUACAAUCAACUUAGCCUUUAAACACUUUGUUGACUGGACCUCAAAUUUCCCUGAGAAAUAAUUCUGGCCGCCGUCAUAUAAGUGAAAUAUUCUUGAGUACGGCGUAAAACACCAAUCAAAUAAAUAAAUAAAUGGACGGAUGGGCGAGUGAGUAUGUAAUGGUUUCUUCACGGAAUACACUCUCAUGUUAGACAGUUAUGAAGAUAGGCCCUCAGAGAUAUCUCUCUUUUAGUACUGUCUCUUGUGUUAAAUGUCACAGUUUUUUAAUUGGUGUUUUUUCCCCAUACAUUCAUUGCAUUGAUUUCUUUUUCAUUUCGCUGUUAUCUAUCAUUUAUUAAGUUCUGCAAUAACUCAUGCUCUGCUGAAGAUUUAUCCAGUAUGCCAAUAUGAAUGUUGGGAUAUGUGAGCCGGUAAAACGUUUUGGUUAGCUUAUUGGGAAGUUUUAAUCCAAGACAGCUACCAUAAGGAAGAUACUUUCAGGAGAAUGAAAACAUGUAUCAUACAUGAUACAAGUGCUUUUUUAGCUGUGGAAUGAAAUAUCAUGUUGGUUUUUUUUUUUCAUGGUGUUAAAUUUGUGUAAAAACGUGCGUUCAUAAAUGUGGUAAAAUUUGACUUGUAUACAUUAUAUACAUACUGACACGAUAUACAUGUACUUUAGCUUUACCAGUUCCCACCACGCAAGACUGUAAUUAUUAUAUGCUGCAUUUAAAUGUAUAUGAUAGUACCAGGUAUGAUUUUUAACGUGUAACUGUCUUCAUCAUUUUUAACUACACAAUAAAUUGUUAUUGUAAAA